GUUUUGACCUGUUGAAACUGCCGUUGUGUAUUUCAUAUGCAUAUUUAUGCAAUUUCUUUAAUAUUGGACGACAUUUUUCAGUUUCCCGGUUAUCGCACGAUGACACGUCAGGCGUGUUUAACCUCACUUAUCGGGGUAGACGGUUUUUCCGCGGUUUGGGUGCCGCGAAGUCUCUCGCCGCUUGUUCUUUAUCUUACAUGUUCUGUAUACAAGACUGAAAAGUAUGUUCGACGUACACUCAAUCUAAUAGUUAAAGCGCUUCCACGUAAACUCGAGCUUGCAGAAAUAUUUCGGCUCUUCAGCGAUCACGUACCAUGAAGAGCACACUAGCUACUCUGUUGAUUACUGUUUUAGUAAACAGUAUUGUUGCUGUUAAUCCAGAGGAGCAAGAAGGCGUUAAAUAUGCGAACAAGUGCGAGGUGUGUAAGGUCGUAGCGACCGAACUGGAAGCAAGAUUGGAUGAGACCGGAAAGACAAGCGAGGUCUUGGAAAUUGGAUACUCGUUAGAAGAUGUCAAGCCUAAGAAGGAGAAGGAAUAUAAGAAAUCAGAGCUACGGCUCGUCGAGUCCCUGGAGAAUGUCUGCGACCGAAUCCUGGAAUACAACAUCCAUAAGGAGCGGGAAGACAGCUCGAGGUUUGCCAAGGGAAUGAGCCAGACCUUUAAGACGCUCCAUGGUCUUGUAGAUAAAGGGGUGAAAGUUGAGCUAGGAAUACCAUACGAAUUAUGGGACAAACCUUCGGUGGAGAUCACGGCUCUUAAAGCUCAGUGCGAAAAUCUCAUUGAGAAUCAUGAGUCUGACAUCGAGGACUGGUAUAAUAACAAACAAGGGGAGGUUCCUCUCAUAACUUACUUGUGCUCCGAGCGAGCGUUGAAAGGUCAAGACGAUUCCUGCUUGAAAGAAAAAGGCGAUACCGGACGAGCUGAGCUCACCAAGGACAAGAAGCAAAGGAAAAAGAAAAAAAAGAAGAAGAGCUUAAACAGCGCGAAAUCUCCAGAAAGUGUCCCAAAGAAUGCUAAGGAAGAACUGUAGGAAAGUCAUACAUUCGUUCCGCAAAGUGUAACUGUUACGGAUGCCUAGUGAAUUUCACUCCGAGUAAAGUUUCCUUUCCGGUACUUACAUCACUACGCUCUUCGAUAAGAAGAAUGGAAGAACCCGCUUUGUUUCAAAGUGCCACAAACACGUUUUACACACAUGUAAUAGGACUCGUUUUAAAUUAUAACCUCUGCUUUAAAAAUGUUAACUCGUAAGUCAUAGCGAUCUCGUUUACUUCCAACAAAAUAUUUAUUUCAAAGUAAGAUUUGUUAGUCUCAUCAGGAAAGAUGAACAGACAACCAAGACUCCCUUCGAGAAGUGUUCCAAGGGAUUCAGUGUUCAAUACUCUUCUUUUCUAAAUAAUUAAUAAAAUCCAACCUCAAAGUU
Orussus abietinus is the source of this 1421-nucleotide messenger RNA. RefSeq names its product protein canopy homolog 3 (gene CNPYb). Gene Ontology annotation, molecular function: signaling receptor binding. The record is from RefSeq and is a predicted model, not a curated record. Bases 315 to 1031 code for a protein of 238 amino acids. The transcript has 5 exons. Gene Ontology annotation, cellular component: endomembrane system. NCBI's taxonomy places the organism in Eukaryota, Metazoa, Arthropoda, Insecta, Hymenoptera, Orussidae.